Molecule: messenger RNA, 1046 nt
Organism: Culicoides brevitarsis
Lineage: Eukaryota; Metazoa; Arthropoda; Insecta; Diptera; Ceratopogonidae
Product: G1/S-specific cyclin-D1-like
Exons: 5
Coding region: 1-1014 (337 amino acids)
Biological process (GO): mitotic cell cycle phase transition; regulation of cyclin-dependent protein serine/threonine kinase activity
Cellular component (GO): cyclin-dependent protein kinase holoenzyme complex; cytoplasm; nucleus
Molecular function (GO): cyclin-dependent protein serine/threonine kinase regulator activity
Source: RefSeq, a predicted model, not a curated record
AUGGAUCUUAUUUGCAAUGAAGUUGUAAAUUUAAGUGAUAGUAGUGAUUUUAGUACAACAACUACCGGUAACGGAAAUAAUUAUGUACAUAAAGCGAUUGAAGAUUCAGCCUUGCUGGAUGACAGAUGCUUACAGAAUUUACUUAAUCGCGAGGAUAAACAUACCUCAGGAUGUUCCUAUUUUAAUACAGUCCAAAAAGAAAUUACACCCAAAAUGAGAAAAAUGGUUGCUGAAUGGGUAAUUGAGAUCUGCGAUGAACAAAAAUGUCAGGAGGAAGUGUCAAUAUUGACACUGAAUUACAUGGAUCGCUUUUUAAGUAUCCGCUCGAUCAGAAAAACGCAUCUGCAGCUGCUCGCAGCGACAUGCCUGUUACUCGCUUCCAAACUGAGAGAGCCGAGUUGUCGGGCAUUGCCAGUGAAACUUCUCGUCUUCUACACAGACAAUAGUAUUACGAAAAAAGAUUUAAUUCAAAUGGAACUCUUAGUGUUAAGUUUACUUAAAUGGGAUUUAUCGACAGUAACACCCCUGGAUUUUCUACAUUUACUUUUAUCCAAAUUACCAAUUAAGAGUGCAAAGUGUCCAGACAUAGAAAUCGAAAAGUUGCGUAAACAUGCUCAGGCAUUCAUUUCAUUAGCAGCAAGAGAACACUACUUUUCCAUCUACUCCGCAAGCACAAUUGCCGCUGCAAGUAUCGCCGCCUCGCUCGUGGGUCUCUUUUGGCACACACGAACCAACACCAGCAUCCAGCAUCUCCUCGACAUGCUAACAGACUUGACUGGAGUCGAACAGGAAUACAUCCACGAAUGCAUGAUCAAAAUGGAGAAUGUCUUCGACGAACAAAAGAGUCAGAUGCGAUUGUAUUAUUGCGAAUCAUCAGCAACUGCCGCAGCGGCAUCCUCACCCGAUUCAAUUGAAAACAAUAACACGUCAAGUCAAAAGAUGCAUUACACGGUGUCAUCGGAAAAAAGUCGGAAUUCUGUUACGCCAACGGAUGUGCAAGACGUUGAAUUUUAACGUUGUCUGUAAAAAUUUUAUUCGUAAGGAUA